AAUGGGACAAAAAGUACUGUAUGAAAAGAGAGAGAGCGAAAGGGGAGAGGCCCUCUGUCUUUCACACGCACUGUGUGACUGACAGAGCGUUUGAGCAGUGACUAGCGGAGACUCUGAGGCCUAACCAUGCUGUAGGCGCACUAAGAUAGUCACUCAGCAAGAGAAAGGACAGACAGAGAGAGAAGAGAGGAGAGAGAGAGAGAGAGAGAGAGAGAGAGAUCAAGACAGUGACUAGCGGAGACUCUGAGGCCUAACCAUGCUGUAGGCGCACUAAGAUAGUCACUCAGCAAGAGAAAGGACAGACAGAGAGAGAAGAGAGGAGAGAGAGAGAGAGAGUGACUAGCGGAGACUCUGAGGCCUAACCAUGCUGUAGGCGCACUAAGAUAGUCACUCGGCAAGAGAAAGGACAGACAGAGAGAGAGAGAUCAAGACAGUGACAGUGACAAUUUGACAGUGAUUGUGAAUUGAGGGUGAGGGUGACAACAAGAAAGAGAGAGAGAAAUAGAGUUUGUGAAAGUGGGACAAGAAGACUGAGAAGUGGAGUGAAGAUGAUGCGAGCUCAGAUUGAGGUGAUUCCCUGUAAGAUCUGUGGUGAUAAAUCAUCAGGAGUUCACUAUGGAGUCAUCACCUGCGAGGGCUGCAAGGGUUUUUUCCGGCGUAGCCAGCUGCCGUCCGUGUCCUACUCCUGUUCCAGACAGAGUAACUGUCCUAUAGACAGAGCCAGCCGCAACCGCUGCCAGAGCUGCCGACUGCAGAAGUGUGUGACCCAGGGCAUGAGCCGGGAUGCGGUGAAGUUUGGUCGGAUGUCGAAACGUCAGCGGGAGUCUCUGCGUGCCGAGGUGGAGAGACACCGUCAGCAGCAGCAGCAGCAGCAUCUCCAGGCAGAGGCCCAGCCCGCCCUGCCCUACGCCAGCAAGGCAUGCCGUUUCCGGACACCCCACCUGCUCCAGGCCCCGGCUCCGGCCUACUCCUUCCCUGGAGAGCCAGAGCUGCCACCCUGCCCGACCGAUGUGCUCCCCUACCUGGUGUGCUCCCCAGGCGAGUCCCAGGCUCCAGGUCUGGCCUACCAGGGCUCCUGUGUGUCUCCUGGUAGUGGGCACUCAGAUGAAAGAGGGUUCGACUCCCGUCAGCCGUCUCCUGACCAGACGAUAGGGAUGGGAAUUAGAUCGUAUGACCCAGAAGACCCUUACUGCCCUUACCCCCCCUCCCCCUCCCUGCUACACAUAGAGGAGCUGUGUGACAGUAUCGUGCGGUCCCAUAGGGACACCAGUCAGUUCAGACUAGAGGAACUACAGGCUCUGAGAUGGAAGUUGUUCAGCAGAGAGGAGAUCCAUGCCUACCAGAGCAAGUCAGUAGAUGAGAUGUGGCAGUACUGUGCCGUGAGGCUGACUGAAGCGGUACAGUACGUGGUGGAGUUUGCCAAACGCAUCCCAGGGUUCCGUGGGCUUGGACAGAACGACCAGAUCACCCUGCUCAAGACUGGAUCGAUGGAGGUGGUUCUGGUUAGAAUGAGCAGGUGUUUUAACACAGAGAACAGCACCGUCUUCUUCGAUGGGAAGUUUGGCAGCACUGAACUUUUCAAGUCUCUGGGCUGUGGUGAUCUGAUGGUGGCGGUGUUUGACUUCGCUCACAGUGUGUGUGCCCUGAGACUGACUGAGCAGCAGAUGGCUCUCUUCAGCUCACUGGUGCUCAUUAACCCCGAUCGCCCCUGUCUUGAGGAUAGAGGCAGAGUACAUAGAAUGAGAAGAGACUUGGAGGUAUGCCUCAGCCACAUGCUACGCAGAGACAACCAGGAGAGCCUUCAGCACAAGCUCUACCAGAAGGUGUCAGUGUUGCGGUCUCUGUGCAGUCUUCAUGUGGAGAAGCUGCACUGGUUCAGCCAGCGCUACCCGCUCACCGUCCACUCUGUCUUCCCUCCUCUAUACAAGGAGCUGUUCACCUCUGACCUGCCUUCUGUGGACUCCCUGUGAACUCCCUCUGAACUGCACCGUACAUGUUGACAGAUAAUUAGACAAAGAAACAUGCAUACAGUAGACAGACACACACAAACACACACAGAAACACAGACACACACAGACACACACAGAGACACAGACACACACAGACACACACAGAGACACAGACACACACAGAGACACAGACACUCACAAAGACACAGACACACACAGACACUUAGAGACACCGAGACUUAGAGACACACAGAGACACAGACAGAGACACAGACACACAAACUUAGAGACACAGACACAUGAGAAUGCAUUGAUAACAUGAGAUGAAAUUACUUUGAAUGCUUCACUUGUUGAAUAAAUAUGUUUUUGUCAUUUCAGAGAGCAAUGAUUUGAUUUGAUGAUUAUUUCAGUAGCCUAUUAGUGAUUGGACAUUGAAGCGAUUUUCAUGCAAAACAAUGUUUUAUAUGUUGUUGUUUUGUUUUUCCUUUUUGAGAGUGUUAUUUCAUCCUUGAGAUGAUGUAUGUUAUUUUGACUCAGGGCGGCUGUUGUGACUGUAUCCAGACCAGUUGCUAGCUGGUAUAAAUGACCAUAUUUAGAUGAUCACUAUGAAAUCUAAUGGGUGUUUUCUGAGUUGUUUUUAAAUGUGUGACUUUACAGAGUUGGCUAACCCAUCAGACUGAGUACCUGAACUAUAGCCCAUGGGCCCCAUGCUUCAGGAGCCAAACACACAGUCAAGUAUAUAGCUAGUCUUCUCAAUGAACUGUGUGUGGAUCGAAUUUGACCAACAAUCCUAUCUGUCUCUAUCGAGCUUUAAAAGAGUCUGUGUGUUGCAUUAAAACAGAGUCAGAAAUCCUAGACAGGCAGAAAUGUAAAUAUGAAUAAUCUAGAACAUAAACUUGGAUGCUGGGUAAUAUUGCUGUAGGCCUACAGUAUGUAGGUAGGCAUUUGAAUGACUAACUUUGGGCAUGACUGUUAUUGUAAACGUGUCAGAUUUGUUGCUUUAACAUUCUCUCUGUUAGUUUGUCUUCUAAGUGUUACCAUGGUGAUUCCCAUUGAAAAGGAUUCCAAUAAACUGCUGAUAUGAUUUAAAAAAUGA
Molecule: messenger RNA, 3045 nt
Organism: Oncorhynchus kisutch (coho salmon)
Lineage: Eukaryota; Metazoa; Chordata; Actinopteri; Salmoniformes; Salmonidae
Product: nuclear receptor ROR-gamma
Exons: 10
Coding region: 549-1970 (473 amino acids)
Biological process (GO): regulation of transcription by RNA polymerase II
Cellular component (GO): nucleus
Molecular function (GO): RNA polymerase II cis-regulatory region sequence-specific DNA binding; nuclear receptor activity; zinc ion binding
Source: RefSeq, a predicted model, not a curated record